This is a messenger RNA of Scatophagus argus, 4585 nucleotides long. RefSeq names its product netrin g2a (gene ntng2a). The coding region runs from base 348 to 4211 and encodes 1287 amino acids. NCBI's taxonomy places the organism in Eukaryota, Metazoa, Chordata, Actinopteri, Scatophagidae. The transcript has 13 exons. The record is from RefSeq and is a predicted model, not a curated record.
UGUUGAGAGGUUUAUCUUCAGGAGGAGGGGAGGCAGAAAGAACAGAUCGGAGAUUAGAAAAGAUAAAAAAGAAGAAGAGAAAGAGAAGAAGAAAAGGACGUUCAGAUUUUUGUCAUCUUUUUAAUCAGCUUAUGAAGGACUCACCUGAUGACAGACAGACAGGCUGUUGGAAGGCACAGCAUCUUUGUCGCUGACUGAAAAUCUCAGGUGUUUACCAACACCUGUAACCAUGACAAUGAAAGGAUAACCAGCUGGUAAUCAUGACAACCAUGGAUUAAGAAUGUUGGAGGUGACUUUGAGCUGUGAUCUCCUGAGGGACCUCCUGUCUGUCUGACUGUUGGUCCAUCAUGUCUCACCUCCUCAUCUUCCUCCUCCUCCACCUGUCAGCGUCGGGUAAUUGUCAGAGCAGCAGUCAGUUUGAUGUGUGUCGUUCUCUGCGUGGUUCAGAGGGGGGACCAGGAUGGGAAUUCUACGCCUGUCAGCCUCCACCUGCCAACAUGAAGGAAGUAAUGCAGAUAAGAGUCGACCCACCUGGCAUCACCUGUGGAAACCCACCUGAAAGAUUCUGCACACUGGAGAACCCAUAUCUGUGCAGCGAUGAAUGUGAUGCUUCCAGUCCUGAUCUGUCUCACCCUCCUCAGCUGAUGGGAGACAGGGAGAGGGGAGGGCUCAUUACCUACUGGCAGACAGUCACAUGGUCCAGGUAUCCUGAGCCCUUGUUGGCCAACAUCACUCUGUCAUGGAACAAAAGUUUGGAGGUGGUCGAUGACAUCGUCGUCACCUUUGAGUAUGGCCGACCAACCAGCAUGGUGCUAGAGAAAUCUCUGGACAAAGGUGUAACAUGGCAGCCAUAUCAGUACUACGCCGAUGAUUGUCUAGAGGCCUUCGGUAUGUCUCCUAAACAGGUCUCUGAUUUAGCACCGAGUAACUUAACCCGGGUUAUCUGUACUGAGCAGUACUCUCGCUGGGUGGGUGCAAAGGAAGAGAAGACUGUGGUGUUUGAGGUGCGUGCCCGAUUUGGGGUAUUUGCGGGUCCAAAGUUGAUUAACAUGGACACCCUGUACACCCGGAUGGAGACCAUGAAGGGUCUGAGAGACUUCUUCACCUUCACCAACCUCCGUCUGCGACUCCUUCGCCCAGCACUGGGAGGGACCUAUGUUCAGAGAGACAACCUUUUGAAAUAUUUCUAUGCUAUCUCCAACAUCGAUGUACCUGCCAGGUGUAAGUGUAACCUGCAUGCAUCUCAGUGUGCGUUACGUGAUGCAACACUACAGUGUGAAUGUGACCACAACACAAGUGGACAGGAUUGUCAGCGCUGCAGCCAAGGGCUCAAAUCGGGGAGCUGGAAACCAGGAUCUUACCUGCCUCUGCCCAAAGGCACCGCCAACACCUGUGAAGCAACAGAAACAGCAGCCACGGCUGCGGACUCUAACUCAGCAGCACCUGACAGACCCUCUGCCUCACCAGAUGGAGUGACUGACAUUACUACUACCAAGACUAGUAGUACUGAUCGCUCUACUACUGCAGCUAUUACUGACAGUAUUUUAAGUACUGAAACUAUUACGACUGACAUUACUGUAAGUGAUGUUACUGCCCCUAGUGAAAAUACUACUUAUAUAAUUGACUGUACCUCUUUCGAUAGUAUCACUUCUACUGAUACUGUUGCUAUGACUGGCACUACUACUACCAUUACUGUUGACCUUACUGCUAAUACAGACAAUACCAUGACUAUUUUUAUGGACUCAAUGACUCCUGAUGCAGCUUCUAUAAGCACAGCAAGUCCUCUUACUGUCACAGAUACAGCAAGUACUUCUACUACCACUUACACCUGGAGUGUUAUGACUGUAGAAACAGCUAGCAGCAGUGAUAUUACCACUGUAUUUGAUACUGACAAUGGUCUUGCUAUCAGUACUACUGAAAUGACUGAUACUAGAUCUACAAGUUACUUUAUUAGUACUGGUGAUGCUAGUGGCUUUUCUAAAGCUGGUUUAGAUUCUACUACUACAAGAGCUGGCAUAAGUACUACAGUUUUUACUUCUGUCAGUAGCAUUGGUAGUACUACAGGUUCUGAUGCAUUUCCAGACUUUAGUGAUACAGAAGGACCUACAGCGGACACAGCUCCAUCCAGCAGCUCAGCUCUGGACCCUAGAGACACUCUGUACAAAUCAGCUCCCGCAGUAACAGACACCUCCAUUACCAGCUCUUCUCCCAUCACUACCAACAUCCUCAAUAUCCCAGGCCGCAGUACUGACUCUGAGGUGUCUGUUUCUGACCCAGUGACUCCACCUUCUGACACCACUUCAUCAGACAGCACAGACACAGCCAUUUCUGGGAGUGAUCCUAUCAAUCUCAUCACCAGUGCUACCCUAUCUGCUGAUGGUACUACAGCAUCAACUGGAGCACCAACUACAGCAACCAUCCUAGAAAUAACCCCAACCAGUGAUGGAGCUCCAUCUGGAGACACUCCAUCCACUGGGGCAGCUCUGACCAAUCAGACUGGAGAGUUUUCAUUUACAGCAGGAACUGACACAACCUUUCCUGUACCUCCUCCUGAUGUGCCCCCUCCUGAUGUACCUUGGGAAAUACAACUUCCUCCGGAUAUAUUUCUACCUGAUGAAACUGCAGAAGUACCCCUUCCUGAUGUAUCUCCUCCAGAUGCACCUCUUCCAGAUAUACCGCUUACCGAUGUACCUCUGGAAUCAGCUCGUCGUAAUGAAUCCCCUCCUGAUGUACCUCCCUCUGAUAUAUCUCCUCCAGUUGUACUUCCUCAAGAUGUACCUUCUCCUGAUGCACCUUCUCUAGAUGUAUCUUUUCCUGAUGUACCUCCUCCUGAUGCACUUUUUCCAUAUAUACUUUCUCCUGAUGUACCUCCUCCAGAUGUACCUUCUCCUGAUGUGCCUCCUCGUGAUGUACUUCCUCCAGAUGUACCUUUUCCUGAUGCUCCAUUUCCUGUUGUACCACCUCCAGAUGUUUCUCCAGAAGCACCCUCUAGGACUCCAGACAGUCUGAUAGCUGUACCUUUUCCUGAUGGAGCACCUCCUGAGGUAUCUCCUUUUGAUGCUUCUGUAGAGUCCUUGUUGGCUUCUUCUGAAAAAGGAGAAGGUGAGGCUGUACCAGACACAAGCUCCACCACCUUAAAUCGGUCUAACCCUGCUGGUGAUUUGGCCCCUGUGGACUUCACCUUUCCAUUUCCAGAUGAUUCAAAUUCAGCUGAACCUGGAUUAGAUUCUGGACCAGAUUCUGGACCAGUGCCAGACAGUCCAGAUGGUUUUCCUGAACCUGUUGAUGUUCCUGGAUUAAAUUCAGUGGAUUCUGGCCUGGAUUCUGUCUCAGCAAGGCCAGAUACAGAGGAGACAGGAAAAGAUGGCGUGGAAUUAACUGUACUAGAUUCCUCUGCACCGGACAGUGCAAGUCUUGAUCUUAAUUCUAGACCAGACUCCCCUCAAGUAGUAGAUGAUCCAGGAUUGGAUUCUUUAGGAGGUCAGAUGGAAGGGAAAUCAUCUGUGGAGGAUUCAGCUUCUGGUGAUCCAACAGGGAGGAUAGAAUCAGAUGAAAGAAGAGACUCUAAGCAAGAGAGCCCAAAAGAGCAGAAACAGGAAGAAGCAACCCAGAAGAUUCUGAUUCCAGGAGGACCAAAGUUCAGUCAGCUGUCCAAAAUCGCCUAUGUCACCUUUCAGGACUGUGAGUGCAAUGGUCACUCCAAUCGCUGCAGCUUCAUCGACUUCAUCAACGUGGUCACGUGUGUGAGCUGCAAACACAACACACGAGGACAGAACUGUCAGUAUUGUCGCCUCGGUUACUAUAGAAAUGCCUCAGUGCAGUUGGAUGAUGAGAACAUCUGUGUCGAGUGUGACUGUGAUGUGCAGCGCAGUGUUUCUCCUCACUGCUCUGACUCUGGAGUGUGUCAGUGUAAACCUGGAGCCUCAGGCCGGCGCUGUGACACCUGUCUACCUGGAUACACCUGGAGGGAAGGCGAAGCCCGCUGCACAGCGAACAUAUGUGACGAGGAGCGUUUGAUUUGUCAGAAUGGAGGAACCUGCGUCAACUUCCAGCGCUGCGUCUGUCCAGACAACUUCACAGGUUCAUUCUGUGAGAACACCGUCUGUCUGAAGAAGAAUGGUUGCCUCGACAACAUAGCGGACUCCUCCUCCUCUCUGACCUCACACCUUUACCUCUUGACCCUCAGUCUGAUGUGUGCCUCAUUCUGUUGACCACGCCCACUGUCCAGAGGCCACGCCCCGUUAAGGUUGCAGAAGAACUGUGACAUUUCACAUGACACAAUGAGCUUCUUUUUUUCUCCUUCACAACUAAACAGAAAAGUUUGAUCAUUCUGUCCUGUGAUGAGUUGGUUGUUUGUUCCAGAAUGCGAAGAGGAAUCAGUUAUUGAUCACAGAUCAUACUGAAAUCAGUAGGCUCACAAUGAAAAGUCUGAAUUCAGACAUAAAGUGUCAGUAAAACCACACAUUAACGUUGGAAACAAGAUGACUUUAAAAGUAAAAUAUCUGGAUAGUUUCGAAACUCACACCUUGAAUCAUUUCUAGUUUGUGAAGAAAACCAGUUAGUAACAUAUAAUAACAAAUACGAU